Helicoverpa zea (corn earworm) is the source of this 7982-nucleotide messenger RNA. It is a transcript of the gene enc, whose product is annotated as R3H domain-containing protein 2-like. Lineage: Eukaryota; Metazoa; Arthropoda; Insecta; Lepidoptera; Noctuidae. Bases 875 to 4624 code for a protein of 1249 amino acids. Gene Ontology annotation, molecular function: nucleic acid binding. The record is from RefSeq and is a predicted model, not a curated record. The transcript is spliced from 32 exons.
AUGUCAAAAUUUCAUGUCAUUCACACAUCAUUUUAUUUAGUGAUAUCGUAAAAACGAGUUGAAUUUGUGGAAAUAUAAAGACGUGGUGUCUUCGGGCAUGAGUGCCGUUUACAAACGAACGAUUGUGUUCAAUAAAAUACCCUGGACAAUGUAUUAGUGGACUACAAAACGGGAGUUUAACAUGGUGGUAAAUCCUGAAAGGAAAAUCGACUCUUUCGCAGUUUCCCUCUGAAUUUCCGUGUGGAGUGUCCUGUUCACUGAGUUUCUUGUUUAGUUUAACAUUCCGAAGAUGAUGUGACUGUAUUACGACUCGUGUGUGUAGUGGAUAACUUAUUAUCUAUUUUUGACUGCGUUUUCGAUCUAUAUUUAUCGGGAGUGAUACGGUUUUAAUGAAUAACUUCUAUGAAUACGAGCAAAUUGCAUACAUGGCGACCUUGGUACAGAAGAAACACCAAAUAAACACACCAGUCCCCCCUCACUUUUCCGCCAUUUUGCAAUAACGAAUUUUCAAAAAAAAUGCGCUCCGUCAACUGCCGUCCACGUGCACACCCAUCAAAAGUCAUAAAAAAACUAAAAAUAAAAAAGAAAUACGAGCUUACCAACAUAAAAAUAAAAAUACUGUGUUCCAAACUAUAGUUACCAACGUGAGCGCGCGAAUUUUUCGUUUAAAAGAGAGUUUUUUGACUAAAAAGGCUUUAACUCUGUAGUUUAUGGAUGUAAUGUUAAAAUAGUUGCCUUCUUUAGUAGUAGACAGUGUUGGUCCAAUCUCUAAUAAAUAAAUAAGUAAUAAUUUUCCCCCUUUAUAUAUAUAAAAAAACCUGUGUUUUAGAGGUGUUCUAUUUAAACGUGUGAUUGAAGUGUGAACACAUAAGCAAUGGAGACCACUGAAGUAGAAAAGAGCGCGGGCGCUGAGGAUAAUAACCAACUGAACAGAAAUAGGAGCUUCAAAUCAAAACAAUUGGUGCGCAGUCAAGCGCUACGCGAAACACAUUCUCCGCCCCGAGCAUUAUCACCAGCGCAACCUACAAUCACAAACUCCAAUAAUAUCAAUAAUAACGUAGGCAAUAUCUCGCCUAGCGUCACAAACUCAAGCGCAGAACUCAACGGCUCUCCUAGCGUCGAAAAACCCGUCGAAAAUGGCAACAACGCGCCGCCUAGCGCUGGAAUCACGUCGCCUAGCGUCGGAAAUAAAAGUCCUAGCGUCGGAAACAAAAGUCCUAGCGCAGAAAAUAGUGAUGAAAAUAGAACUGUGAGCGUGAGUGGGGAUUCUAGUCAUGUUAGUGUUAAGUGUAGUGAUGUGGUUAACAGUAGUGAUGUGAAAAAUAGUGAUAGUGAUGAGUUUAAGAAGAAAUUGCCUGUUGAGAUUCAGAUAACAUCAGGCAGCUGGGACGACAACCACCACGAGAGGCAGCGCACGCGACGCUGGCACUCGGACGCUCCGCGCGACUUGCUCUCCAACAACCCGCGCGUCAGCUGCGUCUGCGGCUCUUGUGCUGCUUGCGCACACUGCAGGGGUCGUCGUCGACGCCAUUACUGCGCAUCGAAGCAGGACUCCGGCAUCGUGUGCCCGGACGACUGUGCUGACUGCUCCGAUGAUAAUGGUGCAUCUAACAAUGAUACAAUAAGAAAAUCGAGCAGUCUCGAUGUUGACGACCAAACUUAUUAUUGUAGUUUCAUUUGCAGAUGCCCAGAGCGUAAAGAGAGACCAAAGAAUACACCGUUAACUAGAAAUGAUUCAGAUGACCGCUACGAGCCAACAGGUCCUGAAUUAGUGGCGUUUAUCAAAGAUACGCUGAACAAGAACGUUCGCGAUAGAAUGGCGCUCUUGAAGAUCGAGAGAGAACUGCACGCGUUGGUCAAUGAUACCGGCCGCUGCAUAGUGCGGUUCCCGGUGAUGACGUCAUACGGACGCAUGCUGGUGCACCGCUGCGCGGCGCUGUUCCAGCUCUCGCAUCAUCUCGACAUGACCAACAAGACCUCCGUCAUGGUGUCCAAAAGUGGCACAUCAGGUGGUCGUAUUCCAUGCACGAGCUUCAAGGAGUGGUGUACUACCACGUUCCCGCCCAGUCCUCAGCGCCACCAGCCAGAUCAUACGCAUGCCAAGUCUAUACUAAAACGCGACACACACUCAUUGGACGAGCCCGGCACAGGCUCCCUCGCCAGCAACAGGAGCAAGUCCCUGGAACAGAGGGAGAGGGACUACGAGCGGGUACGACGCAGGAUAUUCAGCUCACAAGAUGAAGCGCAGUGGCCGUGGCUAACUUCGGGAGGACCUAUCAAACUCCUCACUCCUGAAGGAGGCAGAAAUAAACUAUUAAAGGUACAAUCUCUAGAAGGUACCGGUCCUGGUACCGGCUGGCGAGGACCUAGAGGUCCUGUCUCCAAGAGUCACAGCUUCGGAGGGUAUGCUGCCGCUGAACCGCAGCCGCCGAGGCUGUUGAGCAGGCAGGGUGACCUAGCAUCCAGCAGUUGGCGUCUCUCGCCAUCUAGUUCAGGGUAUAAGACCCUCAGUCUUCGCAGCACUGACUCCAUCACACCUUCACCCACUGGAGGUGCAAGCCCCGAACCAGCUUGCAGCACAGCAUCCAGCAUCCCCGCCGGUGUACCGGACACGGGCGUCGUGUGGUGCGUCACGGACAUGGCCGCCGUGCCGGCCGGGGCGCUGCUCAUACACCCCAUGACCGGCCGUCCGCUAACAAACCCAGAUGGUACAGUGUACCAGUUCGAUCCGGCGAAUCCGCCCGUUUUGUACGACCCGGCUGCCGUGCAAAAUGAUGAACAAAAUCAACAAUUGGAUCCGAAUAUCGAGAAACGUCGCGGCAGAUUGGAGAAACAGCACUCGUUUAUCGACAACGAGUGCGAGUGUCAACCAAGCGAGGAGUGUCGCAACAAGUGUUGCUGCGAGUGUCGGAGACACGACGCCUGUCAUCUUAAGAAUAAUAAUAAUGACAAGGAAACAAACACAAAACCACAAAGCCCAUUCGAAACGAAACCAACCGAAACACAAGAAACACAACCAGAAUUCGAACCAACCAAUCAAACACCGGAACAAUACGAGCCGACCAAUCAGACGCCAGCUUACGAAGCGCCCGCCAAUCACAAGCCGUUUGAGACAAGGACAUUUGAGUCGACCAAUCAGACGCCAGCCUACGAGCCGCCAGCCAAUCACAAGCCGUUUGAGACGAGGACUUUUGAAUCGACCAAUCAGAACGCUGGAAAUAACGGUUUGAAUAACAGAGCGGCUAAAGUGACCAAUGAGGGACAAGAGAUGGGAUAUCAACAGUAUAAUCAAGGAUAUAGGACGGAAGAGGUAACAUCGCCACCGCAAUUAGCUCAGCAGUUCGUGCCACACGACGCGUCGAUGCAGGUGAUGCCCAAAGUGGCUCCGUUGCCGAUACAAGAUCCUAAUUUACGACCAAUGCCUAUGCCAAGCAUGACAAACGUGGUGUAUCAAGCUCCCAUGGCGCAAGGAUAUCCUUACCAGUGCAGAGUCGAGCCAUCCCUACACAUGUACGGGCCGGUGCCGCCGGUGCUGCCGACCGAGGAGCACAAGCUCACCCCCUCCCCCCAGCCCAACGAUACCGGCUUCAGGAUCGACCCGAGCUACCCGUACGCGGCGGUGGACUACGCCGCGGCGGCGUGCGGCGCCUGCGUCGAUACCAACACGCUGCAGCAUCAGCAACGCAGCUACAGUGUACCAUACGGUCCGGUGGAAGUGCCACAGCCAGUGUUGCCACCCUACGCGAUUCCUAAUGUUAUGAUGCCACAACCUCAUUUACAGCCUUACCCGCAAUACCAAGAACAAGUCCCCUGGGGGAUGCCAACCCACGGCGUUUCACACAAACUGAUGUUACCGGACUUGUACCCCAUCGUGCAGUACCCGCAGCCCUCCUACCAGCACUACAAUAUCGUCUACCCACAGGUAAUCCAACAGCCCUACCAAGUAUGCCAGCCGGUCUACCCAGUGAUCGAGAAGCCAGUAGACCAGCGACCCUCGAACCUGUCGAGCCGACCUUCCAAGAGGAACUCGGUGUCCAGCUCAUCAAGGAACACUCCUCAUGAUGAGAGGUUCGAGGAGAAUAGGCAGCAUAAUGAUAUUGCUGCUAAGAUACAACAAAUAAAAACACAAAUGGCGCAAAUGAACACCCGCGACAGAGACAAGCGACGCGACGAGUGGCGCCGACGCAACAGCGGCAGCGGCCUGCUCGGGAACUGUCCUGUCAACAGCUUCAGUGCCAGGGUUAUGGGUCGCAGUACGAACGACGACAGGCACCUGACGUCCGCGGCGCGUGCCAUCGUCGACUCCAUCCGGAGUAUGCAGGCGAAGAAUACAUAUCAAGACAACCGUCGCGACUAUCCCCGCGCAGACCACAAACCGGACAGACCGGACUACCGGCGCCGCGACCGCGACGACAAUAAGCCGGACAAGGACAACCGCCCGGCCGAUCAUCAGCCGGAACGGUUCGACGCGCGGAACCGGGUCAAUGUGCCCGUGUAUCGACAGCCUUAUUUGUUUAGACAGGUGUCACCAGGAACGUGGUGCCGACGUUCUCCGGGACCAGUACAUCCAGUUUUAAAUAACCCGCGGCGUCCACACCCGGAUAACCGGAACCAACGUCGUUAGAAACAGACUUACAAGCAAUAAUAUACAUUAAACAAAUAUACAUAAUAUACAUACAUGUAUAUACAAUUAUACAUAUUAUGUAUAUACAGAUAUACAUACAUCGUAUAGUCAUGUGGUGAGGCAGAAUUGUAGAUUUUUGUUUUAAAUAAAAGUUUGUGUACAUGGUGUUCACAAAAUAGGCAGUUGUAAUUUUUUGAACAUGCUGUAUAAUAUACAAGGUGUUACAAAAAUGCAAGUUAUCAAAUAGCCCAGAAUUUACUGAAAUCUAAUUGAGAAUGUAACUCUAAUAAUACAUGGUGUUUAUAAAAUGAAAAAUGAACUAUACAGCGUGCUUCAAAAAAGUUCACAAUAUUUAGUAAAACAACAAUAGUAGGUACUUAUUAUACAGGCUGUUGCAACAACACAAACUUUAUAAGAGGUGUUUACAAAAUGGUUGCAUACCAAAACGAUUGUAAAAAAUGUACGCUUACAUGAAGGUUGUGGUAUUUUUAAUAAAUAAAAAAUAAACAUUAAUAAAUACAUGGUUGUGCUUACCAUAGUUAGAGACGAGUUUUAACAUCUAGUGAGUGUUAACAUCUAUUUUAGGCUGUAAGAAAACAUCAAGGUGACAGCCAUUUUGUAAAUAAACCUUUGAAUAGUAGGAAAUACAGUUUAAAGUUAAAUAAAUAAAAUUAAAAUAUAUGUAAUGCUGACGUAUAUUUUUAUGUAAUUUACUUGACUUUUUUAACUUAAUAAUUGCUUUUACAUCAGAUUUAAGCAUGAUAUAAAGUCUUUGAAAAAUAAAUAAUUUCAUAACACAUAACUGUCUGGAGCCCGUAUGUAUUUACUGUUCAGUGUGCAAUAAAGAAUAAGAAUAUUUUUUGCUGAAAAAUUGUUUCCUCUAUAAAAGUCGAACUAAACAAUUCUGUAACAUCAUCAUCUGCCGAGCCUUUUCCCAACUAUGUUGGGGUCGGCUUCCAGUCUAACCGAAUACAGCUGAGUACCAGUGUUUUACAAAGCGCAAUCUAAUACUAAAUUAAUAAAUAACAAACGAUUUGAAAGAAUAUACGAGUUACAAAAACAACACCAUGUAUACGCUACAUUUCUGCCUACCCCCCAAAAAAGUCAAAGGAAUCUUACGUAGUCGGAAGAUCUCACACAAACCGGAUCUAGUCAUUUUUUUAAUUAAAAACAAUCAUAGAUUAAUCGUUAUAGAACUUUGUUUUAUUUUUGAAGUUUUUUUUGUAAAAACUGCGCAAUAUCCUUUGACUAAGUUAGGCUUAAUUUAUUUUAAGUUCUAUCUCUAUCUAUUUAGUUUAAAAACUACCAUUCUCUCUCUGUUUUUUUAGUUAAUACCGGUGUAGGAUUGAGUUUUGUGAAAUAAAUAUUUGAAGUUCAAAAGAAAAAAAUGUACAGGUCUCCUCAAAUAGUUCUACCAUCCCAAAGUUGCUUAGUGCCUUCAAGAUAGUCGAAAUGUACGAAAAAUAGGCAAUAACGUAAAAUAUCAAGUCGAUUUUGAUCAAAUAACUGGCAUCGAAUCCAUCCUUUUAGGAGCUAUAGUGCUACAAAUAAUAUCUAGCGGUCAAACUUAUAACUACCCAUUUUCUAAAGCACUACUGGGCAAGCAUUAGACGAUAAAUAGCUGUUUUCAGAAUGGUUAAGUUAUUUGAUAAUAACCAUAUUAUUUUUUCGUACUAUUUGAAAUUCUAAAACUUCAUAUUGUAAUAUAAUAUUCACAAGAUGCAAUCCCACAUCAUUCAAUGUAAUAAUAGUUUUUAAGUAACUGUUAAGAACAUACCCAACUCUACAGUUUUCACAUAACUUUGACAAUCUGAAGUUAGCUAAUAUUGAUUUUACAAUAAAUAAGGCAUCAUAUGGCUAACUUCAGACUGGCAGAGCUAUUUGGCGAGAACUAAAAAUGUUUAUUUGGUAAACAUUAAAGUGGAGACAAUAGCAAAAUUGCUCUAAACAAACUUUACUGACACUGUAAAAAAAACCUAUUUGAAAUUAUCAGAGCAAUGGAAAACUUACUUUUGUGAAAUAAACAAAAUAAUUGAUCACUAAAAGGCCCAAGUUCAAGACAUUUCUUAAAACAACUACAUAUAUACUAGGAAUUUUCAUGUUCAAUUUUCAAAGUAUAUAGUUGUUUUAUGAAAAACCGACGUUUAACUCUGCUUACCUACUGAUCUAUAGUUUCACCAAAAUUGAUUGAACAUGAUUAAAAACACACUAUUAACCGACUCAAAAGAUGGAUGGUAUUUUGUCAAAAAAUCUAAACUGCAAUAUGUCAGCUUUAAAGGUUUAAACUUGAGUAAAUAAUACAAAAGUAUAUGCAACGCUGACGUAUAUUUUUAUAUUAUUUAUUUGACUGAGUAUUUGGAACUUAAUAUUUAUGUACAUCAGAUUUUUGCAUGAUAUAAAAUCUUUGAAAAAUAAAACUGUUCCCUGUAUAAAAGUUGAACUAAACAAUUCAGUAAUAUCAUCAUCUGCCGAGCCUUUUCUCAACUAUGUUGGGGUCGGCUUCCAGUCUAACAAGAUGUCUAGAAGUGUUUUGACUAAAUAAAAAAAUACAGAAAAUUCGUAUUCACAUGAGUAUUGGUAUUUCACCAAAAAUAAAUACUGUUUGAUUGAUGGAAAUUACUGUGAUUUUGUAGCGAUUUUUAAUAAUAUUAUAACUUUGGUUAUCAUAUUUUACUUCUUGUGUCAUAAGGUCCAGAGCGGAGUUUUUAAACAAUCAACAGAAUUUCUUUCUUCAAACAUCUCGUCUCAGCCCACUGAAUAAUAUCCGUAAACUUAUUGGUAUAGAAAUAAAUUGAAUAAUCAAUUUUAUUUCGAUAUUAAUAAGGUUUUUGUUGCCUUGACGUAGUGUCUUCAAUGGGCGCUCGGGCCUUAUAACUGCAUGACAUAACAAAAUUAUAUAUUGAUUGAUUAAUAGUAUUUCAUAUGAUUUAACUACAACCAAAAUUAUUUUAUUCUCUUACAGCCAGUUUCUUCAUCAAAAGUUAAAGCCAAAGUAAAAGUCAAAGUAAUGUCUAAAGUAAAAGUAAAGGUCAAAUUCAAUUUUUCUAUUAGUUUUGCUGUCAUUUUAGCCUUGAAAAACGAAUUUGACCGUUACUUUUACUUUAGACAUUACUUUAACUUUUACUUUUGAUGAAGAAACUGGCCGUUAAAAUAUAGAAUUAUUAAAACUUGCUGCUAAAUAAAGAUGAUUUUGAUUGAAAUGUCACAAAUGAUCUGUGUAAAAAAAUUGUAACGUCAUCUACGGAUACCAUAGAGACGGUUUGUCUCAAACGUCACGGACAGUAGGACGCUAUUUAUAAGAAAGUUUAUUGUAACAUGUAGAGUAUAUUAUUGUUAAUAAUAAAGAUUUUAGCCUAUA